AUGGGUGAACAAUUAUUUCCAUAUUUUGCAAUGUUUUUGAUACAAUUAAUAUAUUCUGGUAUGACUUUGCUAUCUAAAUCCGUGUUCAAUGGAGGAAUGAAAACAUGUGUGUUUGUCUUCUAUAGACAAUUUGUUGGAGCCAUUAUCAUGGUUGCUUUGUCUUUGAUAUUUGGACGAAAACAGGCAGUGCCAGUGACGUUCUCGUUUAUGACUAUCUUCAAGAUUUUCAUGCUUUCAUUAUUGGGACUUACUUUAACUUUGAAUGUUCAUGGUAUUGCUCUUGCUUAUACUUAUGCUAUGUUGGCUGCUGCAAUAGUUAACUGUCUUCCAGCUUCUACAUUCUUCUUCGCCGUUCUGUUAAGAGUAGAGAAAGUAAAUUUAAGGACAAAAUCUGGAAUUGUGAAGAUAGGAAGUGUAUUAUUGUGCAUGGGUGGUGUAUCAAUAUUGGCAUUUUACAAGGGACCCCAAUUGCAUCAUCAUCGCAAUGAUCGACAACAUAACAAUCAUUUUUCAUAUAAUAAUAAAUGGAUCUUGGGUUCUUUACUCUUGUUCUUAUCCACCAUCAUGUGGAGCUUGUGGCUUGUACUUCAGUCUCAGUUGUUGAAAAGUUACCCUUCAAAGCUAACAUUCAUGAGCAUUCAGAGUGUAUCAAGUGCAAUUCAGUCAUUUGGCAUUGCCAUUGCUUUUGAAAGAGAUAUUGAACAAUGGAAGUUAGGUUGGAACAUGAGACUAUUAGCUGUUGUUUAUUGUGGGAUACUAGUGACUGCAGUUGCCUACUAUUUGCAAGCUUUGGUGAUUGAGAAGAAAGGACCAGUUUUUCCAGCAACUUGGAACCCACUUAGUUUUAUUAUUGCCACAAUUGGUUCUGUGUUACUAUUGGAAGAGCCACUAUAUUUAGGAAGUGUUUUUGGUGGAAUUUUGCUGGUUUUAAGUUUGUACACUGUUUUGUGGGCAAAAAGCAAAGAAGGGAUCACUCAAAAUCACAAUUCCUUACCUAUUCAACCAUACAAAGAAUGUGCAGAAAUAAAAACAGAGGUCCCAUGUAGCAAACCACCCCAAUGA
Molecule: messenger RNA, 1062 nt
Organism: Vicia faba (fava bean)
Lineage: Eukaryota; Viridiplantae; Streptophyta; Magnoliopsida; Fabales; Fabaceae
Source: the annotation of a GenBank genome assembly